Durusdinium trenchii is the source of this 2253-nucleotide messenger RNA. NCBI's taxonomy places the organism in Eukaryota, Dinophyceae, Suessiales, Symbiodiniaceae. The record is from the annotation of a GenBank genome assembly.
AUGGAAAGGAACCUGGAAGGCCAGCAUACGGCUGCAACCCGUGAACGCUUCAUGAUGUGCGUCAACUCGUUUGUGGCGCGGCGUGAUGCCUUGCCAGAGAGCAUGUUGGUGGCUGACCCAGAUUUGCCCGCAUUUACAUGGCUUCCCCUGACUACCUUGCAAGCUGCCAUUUUCAAGCGGGAAGGCGUUGUCAACAACCCGGAAUACUUCGCCAACUCCGUGGCUAAAUCGCAGGAUGCUGACCAAGAAGGCUACCCCAUCGCCUUUCCCGAUGGGGUCCCUUCACGGAUUCGCUACAAGGUGCAAACCGAUGACAGAGGACAAAACCUGGGAAUGCAGACUGAGUUCCGUAUUUCGGGCCGAUGGCAUAUGAAGGAUCCCACUGACCGCAUCCAGUUGGGGCAAAAAGGGUCACCGAGCAUUUCCGAUCUCGGCCGCACUCGGGUGCUUGCAAUGGAAGAGGUUGCCCGUAAACUCUUGCUCGGCUACUCCGAUUGGUUUGGUUCCUCUUUGCGCUUGCGCAGUUUCUUUUUCCCUGCAAGACCACCACCAGAUGAACCCAUGCGCAGCGCGGAGUUUUUGGGGGGUGAAGUUGCGCACUCAAGGUACCCAGACGGCGCAAAAUGCGCGACCGUCCACAGACAGUCGGAGGCGCUGCAUGCUGGGGCUGCAGCGCAUCAUGGACAAAUGUCUGCCGCCAUUGCUGCGCUGGCGCUGGCCAGUGGCUCUGGCUCUUUCGAUGCUGCUGGCAACCUUAUGGUGACUGCUGAGCAUGUGCAGGCGCAAUUGGCUGGUUUGCGUCUGUUCAGCGUCUGGUGCGCAGGUGUAUUAAUUGCUCGGUGUUUCUUCAGGUUAAGGUGGCCAGUCGGCGAGCUCAACCUUCAGAUUCGGAGCGCUUUCCGCGGCCCCUUGCCACCUUCUGAGGAGAGGCCAGCUGAUAGCGACAGUGAUCCAGAAUGCAUUGCCAAGCCAGUGCACGGCUUUGGUUCCUUUGCCGCGCCUGCUGCUACCCAGCCAUGUCCAGCCCUUCACACAGACGAGGCGAGCGUGCCCGUCGCAGAGGCAGCGGUUGAAGAGCCCGACCAUCAACCUGUACCUGUCCCUUUGGCGGAAACGGAGCCUGAAGAUGAGCGGGCAGAAGAUGUUUCGGAGGCGGCUUUGACGUUUGACCAACUCUUGCCAGAAGAACAGUUCUUCCAACGAGGCCUGGGUGAAGGAGACGCGAUGAUCUUUGAUGAUGGCAAGUUCAAAGACCAAGCCCUCCUCCGGAAAGUUUUGUUGAGCGGGCAGAGCGAGCUCAAGCUCAGUCGUGUUGUCGACCUGUACCACCAUGUUGACUCAACCGAUGCCAAACGUCGGAAAGUCCGACCUAGGCUCGCCCAGGUGAAGGAAGUUUUGGGCGCUGCUUCUCGCCGCUUUCCUCGCCUCGGGUGCUGCAGGCCCUGCGCCAGCAACGCCACCGACAGGAUGACGUGGAACAUGGUUCUUAGCCGCAUUGUGAAGGUGAGGCAGCAGCUUGCUGCAGCUUGGGCGCGGGAGAUUCUAUGGCGAAGAGCAGGCGAAGCUGGUGACCGAGAAGACAUGCUGGCGCUGGACGGGAAUGCAAAGCUGCGUAGGAGAACUUGCGGCAUGCCUUUCGCUGAGCUUGUGGAGUCCACGCGCGUGGACAAAUUCCUUCUUCGUGGCUGUAGUUGCAAGCCCCACGGACGCGAUGAGAGAGCGACGGAUCGAGAGCAGAAAGCAGAAGUGCUGGGCCGGUAUGCGACCUGGACUUCGUCGGCGGAAGACCUUUCAGGCUUCAUGGAGUUCUGCGCGGCCAAGGCAAGAGAGCGCGUGCAAGACGCACAAGGAGACAGGCGCAGCAGCUGCUGCCAGAACCGCCGGGACCUCACACUAUGGUCAGUGGACCCCAUCACGCGCCCCCUUUGCGAAGGACUUGUUGUGGAUGUGCACGAGCGCAAUGGAGCAGAGAGUCUUUCGCAGCGUUAUCACUUCUGCUCGACGCUGCUGCACCGAAUGCCUCAAACCCUGACGAUAGUCCAUGAUGACGGUUGGCGCUUGAAACUAAUGCGCCGGGACCAGAGGCAGUCGUCUACGUCAGAUGUGGCCUGUCGCUUGGCCCAGACGAACUUCAUAGUGGAUCGUUUCCACGCUGCGGCUCACACUGUGCGAUAUUGCAGCCAGCAUUGCCUUCCAUCGCUGCCUCGGAAUGAAGAAAUUCAGGCAGACUUCCCCACUGAUGCUGCGGAAACU